This is a messenger RNA of Larimichthys crocea (large yellow croaker), 1083 nucleotides long. RefSeq names its product neuropeptide B. Gene Ontology annotation, biological process: G protein-coupled receptor signaling pathway; feeding behavior. The record is from RefSeq and is a predicted model, not a curated record. The transcript is spliced from 2 exons. Bases 159 to 542 code for a protein of 127 amino acids. Gene Ontology annotation, molecular function: G protein-coupled receptor binding. NCBI's taxonomy places the organism in Eukaryota, Metazoa, Chordata, Actinopteri, Sciaenidae.
UGGGUUUGUGUGAGUCGCCCACUCUUGGAAAUUGGGAGGAAGAUCACGGGAUCACUAUAAGUAGACCCUGAAAACGAGGACACAAGCAGCGAGCGGUGACAACGACGAGGACCAGUCGCUUAAGUGUGAGGGAUCAGGAUCAAGCUUCAGUACUCGACAUGGAGAUGUUCGGUAAACUCGUGUUCCCCGUCGUGAUCAUCACCGUGCUGGUCGCUUGCAGUCCAACUGAGGCAUGGUACAAACAGGUGGCCGGGCCAAGCUACUACUCGGUGGGGAGAGCGUCCGGUUUGUUGUCCGGUAUCCGGAGGUCUCCGUAUGUCAGGAGAGCCGAGCCGGACCCGUCAGACAGCGGAGAGUCUGCAAGCAACAGCGUGUUUUCUGAUUUAACUGCGCAAAAUUUCAUCCUGAAGUCGAUGCCUGUUUGUAUCAAAGACAUUACACCAAACCUGCAGAGCUGCGAACUCAAGGAACUCAAAGGUUCAUUUAAGUGCAAAGCAGAGGUCUUCCUUUCUCUGGACUCCUCAGACUGUGCAGGAGACUGAGCAGUAAAGCCGACAGCUGGGCUGGAUGAUUUAAAAACUCUUCAACUUCAAGUUUAACACUUGUGUUGCACUAGAUGGAAGAUAUGCUACUUUUCAUUUAUCAUUUCACAAACUUAUUGAUUUUAUGAUAAACCUGUCUUAAAGCUUUAAACUGUAAAAGUAAUGUAUGACUGUACAUAUUUGAGUUUUCAUUAAUAAAUGAAUCAUAUUGCAGCCCCUUGUUCUGAUCUACACUGAAUAUAAUUAAAUCAUCUGCUGUAUUUUUUGGAUAAACAUGCAACUCGCACUUAAAGUAAACUCAGUUUUGGGUGACUUGGCAGUGGUAAAUGUGUCAAACCUAAUUUAAAUAAUGAUUUUCAAAAAUCAAUCAUUUAAACCAGGAAAAAAAAGGUGCAUUUUAUUUGUCCCCCAAGUUGUAAUAAACAUGCAUGUUGAACAUCUUGUGAUUUUAUUCUAAGUAAAGAAUAAAACCUGAACGGUUACCUAUUCUUUCAAGUGGAAGCGAUGAACAGCAUUAAAAAAAAGACAAUCUUGCUUAUAA